AUGUUUGAACCACUCAAAGUUGGAUUGGUAUUUCAGCCCCGCAAAUUGGAAUUUCCAUACAGGGAGAUUGGGAAGAAGAAGAAGAGGAGGAGAUUCAAUCCGGAUUGGUAUGAUGAUUAUGCUUAUUGGCUGGAGUAUAGCGAGAAGGAGCACAAAGCAUAUUGCUUAUGCUGCUAUUUAUUUAGGGACAACAUUAAAGACAACCACCAUGGGCAUGAUGCAUUUGUAGUAGAAGGAUUCAACUCUUGGAACAAGACAGGGAGAUUUGUGACUCACAUUGGUGAUCGUAAUAGCUUUCACAAUAGAGCACUCAAGGAUUGCGGGGAUCUAUUAAAGCAAGAUCAAUCAAUCCCAGCAGCCUUUCAUAGACAAACCCAAAUUGAGAAAAAUGAGCAUCUCAUCAGGUUAAAUGCUGCAAUUGAUGUUUGUCGAUACUUGUUGCAUCAGGGACAACCUUUCCGUGGCCAUGAUGAAUCAAAAGAUUCUGAAAAUAAACGAAACUACCUUGAGUUGAUGGACUACACUAUUAAUCUUCAACAAGUUAGAGGCCAAGGUUACGACGGUGCAAUUUUGCUAAAUGUCGUGGGCGCAUCUUGCAAGAGAAAAGACCAACUUCGUGAGCAUCACCAAGAAGAAGUGAGGAAAGCAAUAGGAUGUGGAGAGAUUGUUACGGGGAGUGGACUGAAUCAAGAAUUAUCACUUCAAAGACCAGGUGACACUCGAUGGAACUCCCAUUAUAAAACAUUGUUGGGUUUGUCCAAGAUGUUCUCGUUGGUGGUUAAAUUUAAUGACAGAUUUAAUGAGGUAAAUUCUGAGUUGCUUCUAUGCAUGUCUGCUUUGAGCCCAAGUGAUUUAUUUUGUCAUUUUGACAAGGAGAAGUUGCUGAAAUUAGCAAAGUUUUAUCUUGGUGACUUUAAUCACAAAGAUAUGGUGACUCUUGAGCAUGAACUUGGCCUCUAUAUAGAUAAUAUACUCCAUGAUACAAGGUUUUCCAGCUUGGACAGAAUAAGUGAUUUUGCUAAACUGAUGGUGGAUACAAGGAAGCAUCUCUCAUAUCCUUUGGUAUAUUGGCUUUUGAAGCUAGCUCUAACUCUCCCUGUUGCCACUGCCACCGUUGAGAGAUGUUUUUCAGCGAUGAAGAUUGUGAAGAAUGCUUUGCGUAACAAAAUUGGUGAUGAUUUUUUGAGCCAUAGCCUAAUUUGCUUCGUGGAGAAGGAGCUGCUGGACACAAUUAGUAAUGAAGUUAUUGUUGACCGUUUCCAUAAGAUGAAAGAUCGUCGUGGGAGAAAUGAAAUGUAA
This is a messenger RNA of Triticum aestivum (bread wheat), 1299 nucleotides long. RefSeq lists its product as uncharacterized. The transcript is spliced from 4 exons. Bases 1 to 1299 code for a protein of 432 amino acids. Gene Ontology annotation, molecular function: protein dimerization activity. The record is from RefSeq and is a predicted model, not a curated record. NCBI's taxonomy places the organism in Eukaryota, Viridiplantae, Streptophyta, Magnoliopsida, Poales, Poaceae.